GACCCGAACUUAAGUCCAGCUGCAGCCAGAGUGUCCACUCGACCACUUGUCCACGCCGCUGGGCUGACGUGCAGCACGCUUGGGUGACACUUGAUUUUCGAUCGACACGCUUGCGGGCGCCGCCAUGGUUGUAACCGUUGUCGUGACAUUGUCGAUCAGUGUGUGGUUCCCUUCCUUCCUGUUGAGCAAGCCAUUCUACGACGCCGGUACGGACUUGCCUGGGUCCUUGCUUUUGUUACCUCAACAGAUUAACCGUAACGAAAAAAAAAAUGUCGCGAUUUGAGCAUUAACCGAUCACUUAGAAGCGUUAUUUAUACCAAUCUCCCUGCCCUACAUAUAAUGUUUCCUUCAACAGUUUUAACGCGCUGCUAUGCGCAAUGAUUUGCGUGUAUCAUGAGGGCCCAUUCUGCGUGGCCAUCUUACGAUAGCGAGAAAACACAGCACCUGAAAAAGGCUAUAAUCGCAGCAUACAGUAAUUUCCGUAUCUUCUAUAAUGGAUUGACGUUUUCCUUCUCCUAUUCUUUUGCCACCUUGUAAAGGCAAAGAAACAGAAGAGCUGCUCGUACCACCGUCUGCCUAUUUAAGUCCGGCGCUAGGCCGAGGUUUCUCCCAGCGAUCUCCAGUUACCCUCGUGUUGCGACAGUUGACUCAUCGAGAUCAGCUAACCUUGCCCACCAGGUCACCUAUCUUCUGCGCAUGACGCUUCUUUCCUGCGCAGGCUGUUUCUUGGUGGCAAAGGGGAGGAAGCGGAACGCGAUGCCGAGACGCCGUGGAACCAGAACCUUGACCGCCAUGGCAUUCGGCCGAAGAGUGCGACUAUGUCUCGGCCACGAUCGUUCGUGCCGUCGCCUUCCGUAAGGGGGCGACUGCGGGCCUUGUGGGAGAGCGGCGAGUGGAGCCGCUCGGAGGAGCCUCCCCUCCCCCGCAUUAUCCGCAUACCACCUGACCGCUGGCAGCAGACCUCUUCGAGCCCCCGUAAAGGGGGCUCUCCGGCGCCUUCGACGAGCGCCAACACCAGUGCGGCAACGCGGGCGUCUGGCAGUGACAAGACGUCACCCAGGGCUCCCUUCGAGAAGUCGCCCCUGGUUCAGGGGCCGCCACUGCAGGAGCCGCCGCCGCUUUCCGCGGCAUGGCUCGCGCAGAAGCUGCUCACUUCGAACUUACACAACGCCCAGGCCGAUGACGACGAUGGCAUCGUUGUACGCGUCCAGCGGGAAGACAAGAAAGCGUCGCCGAUGGCAACGUCGCAGUCGCAGCCUCCGCAAAAACUUAACCACCGCUCAGACGUAGGCGUCCUACGGGAAGAUCAGAAAGUGUCGCCGACGGCUACGUCGCAGUCGAAGCCCCCGCAAGGACGUGACGAGCGGUCACUCCUCCCGCCCUCCGACAGCAGUUCCAAGACCCGCGCGACACUUCGAGAAGGCGAGGGUCCCGACGAAGGCGGCGGCGGCGGCAGCAGUUCGUCACUGCCCAUCGAGUGGGACACGACAUUGGCGAACCGUCGUGGAAAUUCACUUGAGUGCAAUUUGCCUGCGGCGUCGGCCACUGGCCGAGAGACCAGAGACAGCGAUGAAACCGGAGAUGACGUUCCCUUAGAUAUUACCCCAUCGUUGCUGCCUUUUCACCCGUCCAGGGACGUCGAGAAGGCCUCUUCGCCGCCGCGGUACUCCCUGCAGCCUGCGUCCGUACCGAUCCCCAAGAACGCCGACGACGCCACCCUCGCCGAGCGGAGCUGUGUCAGGUUGGGCUCGCUGAAGGCAGAGACGCGGUGGCUUUCGAAAAGCGCGGCGCCCCCCUUCUCACGAGCGCGCUGGGCAUUGACCAGGCCACAGCAGCGGCAGAAGUCUGCACCUCCGUUAGGGGUAUCGAACGCGUCUCCCGUGGCGCUGGGCGACCGCGAUAUCUCCGGGCAAAAGAGGAAGGUGCAGGGACAGAUCCUCACACCCGAUGUCAGCAACCAGCAAGGCCUGGGCACCCCCUUCGCGGACAUCAACGAGGACACUCUCUCGGACACCGCGUCCGUUGCGCUCUCUUUCCUUUCGCCGACAUCUUCGCCCAGCAGCGAUGUGACGCUGCCCAGGCCGGACAUCGACAGCGUCAUGCUCAGGGCGGCGGACGCGGUAGAGAUGGACGAUGAUGGCGUUGCCUCCAAAGAUCUGGCGGGAGACGCUCGACUGGUGGAGGCGUUCGUGGCCUCGGCGCUGGAAGACGCAUCCUUGAGCGACGGGGCACCGCCCCCUCUGCCACUGAGUGGUGCGGAACGGGCGGCUCACGAGGAAGCGCGCGUCGCCAUGAUGGUCGAGGCACGGCGUGUUCGCGCCACCCCAUCAAGACCUGGAUCGUCAGCGCGCCGGUGGAAAGUUAACCCUUCGUCGCAGACUUCCCUGAAGCGACAGUUCCCGAUUGCUGCUCGGAAAGGUCGAAAUGGCUCUCGGAGUACUACACCGAACGGUCAUACCAAGGAAGUGCAAGCGGACCAGAGCUCGUCGUCCUCCACGGACAUCGACAACCUAGCCGAGAUGCUCACCAGCCUCAAGGUCGCCCAGCCGUACAGCAGCCACCACCGGGCCGAGCGUACGCUGCUACGCGAGUACUCUGUUGGCAUGGUGAACAGGAGUUCACCGGCUGCGGCGCCCUCGCUUCCUACGCGAGCGGAUUCUGCAAAUGGACUGCGCUCCACACGACCGGCUUCGCACGCAGCAGCAGUGAUCGACGCUCCAGCGCGCCUGGAAGACGCGUGUGAAGCAGAGCAAACAGCGCGUGAUGUCGAGACGGGACCGACGCCUGCCGUACCUGCACUGUUUUCCGUGGCCGAGCCAGAUAAAGUGGCGGUUGCGGUGCCGGAGUUACCGUCGCUCACGAACUCCGGUAGAAAGCGUGCCGGCGAGGAGGAGGGCAAUGCGGAGUGCGCCUCGUCCGAACACCAGCCGCCUCCGGCCGUGCCUUCGCUUUCCGAGGAGGACGAGACCGCCGACGCGACGACGUCGUCCCAGCCGCCCUCGAAGCACCGCCGCAGGUCUCUGCUGGCGCAGCUGCACCGCACUCGCACCGCCAACAGUCGCCUGGUGCCCCCCGCGGCCCCCACCUUCAGGCCAGCGCCUCAGAAGAGGUCCAUCCGCUUCCGCAGGACAGCGUCGAGCCAGCUGCAGGUAAUCGCCGAAGUACUGCACAGCGUCGAGACCCAGUCCCCAUCUGUGCCCCUGCGCUCCAAGGUGCCCUUCUCUGGUGAGGGAGAGGCAGUCCGCACAGAUUCGGCGAAGCGGAAGGACACGCCUGAGGUACCGCACGGCGAGGGGAGCCAAGAGACAGUUGGCCACUCCCAGCCGAUAGAGAGGGUUUCCUCUCCGCCGCACCAUUUCUCCGAUGGCUGCGCUGUGGCGUUGGAAUGCAGGACGCAGCCACCGAUUGCGUCGAGCCAUGUCCAUUACGAGCCUCCGCGGUCACGCAGCCCCUUUGCCGUGAAGAAGCACAUCACAGAGUCACUGCCCGAGUUCCAGGCGGCCGUCACUAGGAACGCGGAUGGUGGCAGCUCUGGCAGAGAGUUUCGGCCGAAUGCAAGAAAUGUGUCUGCCUACAGCUCUGUCCCGCCGUACUCUACCAGCGUCGAUAGUGGAGCCUGCGACACCAAGGCUUUCACGUCCAGCUUUAUUCCGACGAUACCGACAACCGGCGGCACAGCAGGGCGAAACGAGUUGGCGCCAUCCAUUCAGAACGAGCCUCCGUCAUACUGCUGGUCUCGCUUCUGGUCGGGUGUUGCCGCGUUCGUCGCUACGGCACAGGCCAGCCGCAACAGCGCGGCCAUCGCAGACCUGCCCGAGAGACACGCCUCCUUAUCGACGACGCCCGAAGACACCUGCACAGCAGCAGCCGGCAGUGAAGCCUCCGGUGUAGCCACGCUGAAGGCUUUCUCGGGCGACAGGCAGCGGAACGCGUCGAAUAGCCGAGCUCUCUCCACAGCGGGAAGAAGCCGUCCACACGAGGGAUCCAACGACGGUGGUGGAACGAAAACGCAGGCAUCACUCAUCAUGCCGCCAGCGGUACUGCCUAGAAAGACCAAGAACGUUCAGCUAGGCAGCGGCAUCGGCUCUACAGACCCGUCACCUGCCCUUGGCGUGCCACUACCUCGCCAUGAACUCGACGAUCGUCCUGGUUCCUUAAAGGAACGAAUGUCAAAAAUGAAUGACACUAUAGAAGUUGUUUCUGCGCAAGUUUCCGCGAACAUCGAAAAGAAGUGCACAGCACUGCUCGUGUCCCCUUCGUUGAAAGACUGGUCGAGUGUUGCGGGCAGUAGCGAAGCCAAUACAAAAUUAUCCGAGGCACCGACGGCGCCUUUUGCGCCACACAUUUAUCCUACCAUGCCGUCUGCCGUGUCCAGAACAGCAACGCUGUCUGCUUGCGAAACUCGAGAGAGCAACACUCGCCGCCGGCGUUCUCCGUGGCUUUCCUCUGGCAGCCUGCGCCAAGCUACCGAGAUGGUGAGCAGCAGAGUCGGGUGUUCUGCAGCGUCACCGACCGGUUCGGCCGACGGAGCACCGAAAACGAAGAGCACGGCGAGCGGCACCAAAACAAGGAGUCGUGAUCCGUCGUUCUCGCUCGAUGGAGUUCGUCACACCGACGAUGGCGAUCCUUCCGGCGUAGCUUUCGAGACGAAUGGGACGUUCAUCAGCGGCCUGUACCUUUCGGAGUUCAUGAACAAUCUGGACAUAUUCCCUCCACCCCAGCUGCAAGAACAGCCGCCGUCUGCUGCUGCCACCGACGUGUUUUCGGACGUGGUGGUCCCGCUUGAUCCUUCUAGCGAAGUCCGUCGUAGCGGCAAUCUGAGGGAAAUGGAGACGCCUUUCCUGACAUUAUUGCCCUCUAGUGGCUUCUCCGCGGGAGUGCAUUGUGAGCGGUCGGAGCCUUCGACAUCUUUCUCGAUGGUCAAGCCUACCCGCGUAGGCUUGCUUCCAGGGGAGGAACGGUGCACGCAGAAAGGCCAAAUGGCUCCUGAACGGCGCACACCCGAGCCACGGCAGGAUCCCACCCCAGAGAGCGGCUUCGGUUGCUGCACCCCGAAAGCCACUCCGCUGCGGGGUCGACCGCCGACGGCGGUUUCCGAUUUUUACUCGUGCUCAUCGCGCCUGUCAGAGCGACGACCACACUUCUUUAUAUCCAGCGCAAAAAAGCCCAAGAAAUCGCAUUUGAAUUGAGACUCUAUUAGUGCAACGUGAUAUCGUCAAUUUUACUUCAAUAUAUACACAUUUGUU
Dermacentor andersoni is the source of this 5246-nucleotide messenger RNA. RefSeq lists its product as uncharacterized. The record is from RefSeq and is a predicted model, not a curated record. NCBI's taxonomy places the organism in Eukaryota, Metazoa, Arthropoda, Arachnida, Ixodida, Ixodidae.